Molecule: messenger RNA, 6364 nt
Organism: Podarcis lilfordi (Lilford's wall lizard)
Lineage: Eukaryota; Metazoa; Chordata; Lepidosauria; Squamata; Lacertidae
Source: the annotation of a GenBank genome assembly
AUGGGGCAGUCUCUUUCAGCGCCACAAAAGAAGUUUUUUGAUGAACUUAAAUUUCUUCUGGCCAGUAACAACCUUGCUGUUUCGGAUGCCGAUCUUAAGGCACUUCUUCUAGCUUUGGACACUCAUUGCCCCUGGUUUCCUCAGGAUGGCACUUUGGAUUUAAAAGACUGGGAGAAAAUAGGACAUUUUUUCCAUAACCAUCCUCAAAUUAAUGUCAAGGUUCUGCUUGCAUGGUUUAAAGUUUAUAAAGCGAUGUCCUGCCUGACACCAGCUAAUAUCCUUUUGGCUUCUUCGCCUGCUGCUUUGCCUCUUCCCUCUCCAAUUUUAUGCCAACCGUUGCCUUCUUCGAAACCACCAGUUUAUGUACCUCCUAAACCACCGGAUCUCUCUCCUUCGGUUCCUACUGUCCUGCCACCGCCUCCCUCUGCCCCUCCUCCAGCUUUUUCACCAGGGGUGCCCAACGUUGCUACCACUCCUCUUCAAGAGUCUCUCCGUGCCGCUGCUCCAUUGCUGGCUUUUGAUUCUGCCACACCAAAUCUUUUUCCUGUAAUUGUUCCUGCCGCCGUGGGGGGAGGCCCAGCCCGCCACGAACAGUUUGAUUUAAGAUUCAUAAAGGAACUGUAUUCCUCUGUCAGGGACAAUGGCUUACAUUCUCCUUAUACCCUGGGACUUUUUGGCACUAUUUUUCAGCAAAAUCUAAUACCAGAGGAUGUAAAAUUAUUAGCCCGCACUGUUAUGCAGCCUCAUCAAAUGAUUUUGUUUAUACAAGCUUGGCAUUGGGCUUGCCAACGUCGCGUUGAUGGCAUUCGCAACAAUCUCAACAAUGCUGCGCAGGCAGCUCACCAAGCCGCGAUUGCCGCCGCUGGCGCUCCACCUCCAGCCCCUGUUAUGUUGACCCAUACUGAUGUUUUUGACGGCCUGACAGGUGGGGGCAAUUUUCUUACCAUCGCCCAGCAGCUAGCCCUUGAUCCCAUGUAUUGGGAAGCCACUACCGCUGCCGCUCAGGAGGCCCUGUCCGCUGUGCCUGAUGAAAAGACUGAGCGUGAUGGACGUUGGGGCAGCGUCCGGCAAGGCCCUGCAGAGCCUUAUGGACAAUUUGUCGAUCGCUUGUAUAACACCCUCAAGCGGCAAGUUCAGGACGUCGCAGCCCAAGAAGUGAUUGUCCGCCAGCUUGCGUUUGAUAAUGCAAAUGAGGACUGUAAGCAAGCACUGCGCCCUUUGAUGACAACGCCAAAUAUUGCCAUUGCAGAUAUGCUUAAGGCCUGCCAGUCAGUGGGCACUGAGACGCACAAAGCCCGUCUGUUAGCCGCAGCUCUAUCCUCUACAGUAUCCCAGAAUCCUGCCAAGGACAAAACUUGUUUUGGUUGCGGAAAAAUGGGACAUUUUCGUGCGCAGUGCAGAUCCAUCACGCAGCAAUGCCGCCCUAGCACAAAGUGCCCUAUUUGUAAGAAAGGCUUUCACUGGGCUAACCAGUGCCGUUUUGCCGUGCCUCGACAAAGUCAACAACAACAACAAAAACAGCAACAUCAACAAAACCAACUGACGGGAAACCGGCAGUCGGGCCCACCCCGGGCCCAGGCACGACAAUAGGGGAUUCAGCAUGUUCUCCGGUCAUUCCACCGCCGGCACUACCUCACCUUUCUCUAACCCAGGACUUAUGCCUGCCAGUCCCCUAUGUACCACAACAGGCUCAAGUGUCAACAGGGGCUGGUUUUUCUUCUUCAGCACAGUGCCUUGUCUUCCCACUGUCAGAGGUUUUGCAGCAAGGGGUCCAUCUUGUUCCAGAUGUGUUACAUGGAUUACAACACAAUGACCCUUAUGUGACUGUCUUUUCUGAUCGCCCUACGCAUUUGCCGUCUGGUUCUCCUAUUGCCAAGAUUGUGUGCGCUCCGGAGACGAUCCAGAACCAUGAUCCUCUUGUUGCCGCUACUUUUUCAGUCACAGAGGAGCGCCCAAAGAUCCAGAUGACCCUUGGAGGCCGCAUGAUUGAAGGGGUUUUGGACACGGGGGCGGAUUGUUCCGUGAUCGCCUCCAAGGAUUGGCCUCCUGCUUGGCCCACCGAACCAGCUUCUUCUGUUGUCGGCGUUGGAGGCUCUGCCUCGGCCCGCCGCAGCAGGAAUCCUAUUUUGAUUCAAGGCUCUCAAGGCUUUGAAAUGACUAUUUUGCCACUGAUCCUGGACAUUCCUGUCUCCCUUUGGGGGCGAGAUCUGCUUGCUGCAGCGGAUACCACCAUUUCUACAAAUUUAUGCUAAGGGCUGCCCCUGCCAUGCCCCGGACUGCGCUUUCUCUCUGCUGGACCACAGACACCCCCGUGUGGGUAGACCAAUGGCCCUUGCCUAAAGAAAAGCUUGCAGUGGCAGCCCAGUUAAUUUCAGAACAACUUGAACUGGGGCACAUUGAACCUUCCACCAGCCCGUGGAAUACGCCCAUCUUUGUCAUCAGAAAAAAGGCAUCUGGAAAAUUCCGUCUUCUCCAAGACCUUCGAAGGGUUAAUGAACAAAUGCAACCGAUGGGGACCUUGCAACCCGGCAUUCCUAAUCCCAACAUGCUACCACAAAACCAUCAGCUUGCUGUCAUCGAUCUCAAAGACUGCUUUUUCUCUAUCCCUCUGGCACCACAAGACAGACAGCGUUUUGCCUUUACCCUGCCUGUCCUGAACAACUCCCAACCUACCCAGCGCUUUCAAUGGGUGGUUCUCCCACAGGGAAUGCGAAAUUCUCCAACUUUGUGCCAGUAUUUUGUGGAUAAGGCACUUCAACCAUUCCGUGAGCGCCACCCUGUGGUCACCUGUUAUCAUUACAUGGAUGAUAUUUUACUUUCCUCAUCGCACAUUUCUGAUAUUCUUCUCGAGGAUUUGACCCAUGCUCUGAUGCAAGCAGGAUUGACAGUGGCUAAAGAAAAGAUCCAGCGGACCCUGCCUAUUACGUAUUUAGGACAUAAGUUGUCUGCUGCUGCUGCCAUUCCAGUUGCGCCUCAACUACAGUUCCCUGAUCAUCUUAAAUUGGUGGACUUGCAACAACUCCUUGGACAGUUAAAUUGGAUAAAGAGUUACUUGGACCUGCCCACCUCCACUCUGUCUCCACUAUUUUCUGCCCUUAAAGGCCACAAGGAUCCAGCAAGCAAGAUCACAGUUACCCCUGCUAUGGAAGAGGCUUUGACAACUGUGAACAACCAUCUCCGCAGAUGUAUGGUGGACAGGAUCCCUUCCCUUUCCAUGGCACAAUUAUCUCUUGCAGUGUUUGCCACCCCACUCCUUCCAACAGCUAUAUUGUACACCACAGGCCAGAAGCCUGGGACUGUGUCUAUUGUGGAGUGGCUUCACCUGCCUCAUACUCCUCCGCGUAAUGUGUAUGCUACACCCAACAGCGUCAUGGACCUUGUUGUCAGGGGCCGACAUCGGGCCCUUGCCCUCUCUGGAAUGGACUUACAGUCAGUGUACUUGCCCUUCUCCCAGGAAGAAUUCAUGCAUUUAAUGAUGACAGCCGUUCCUACUCAAAUAGCUUUUGCUGAUUUCUUAGGAAAAAUUAUUCACAAUCCCCCUAGAGACCCUCGUUUGUCUUUCCUUACAGGGCUACGUUAUGUCCUGCGAACUGCCUUGUCCCCUCUACCCUUACCCUCCGCUCUCACUGUAUUCACCGAUGGCACUAAGUCCAGGGGGGUGGUGGUGUGGGAUGAGGAGGGGAAAUGGAAAAGUUUAUAUACUACUGAGCAAUCCUCAGCACAACGUGCUGAAUUGGCAGCUGUAAUUUUAGCUUUCCAACAAUUUGCUGAUAUCCCUUUCAAUCUCAUUGUGGAUACGCAGUAUGUGUAUAAUCUGUUGAAUGUGUUACCAUUGUCGUAUAUUACUCCUGCCAUUGAUGAUAAUUUGUUUGCAUUAUUCUCCACUUUGCAGAGCUUGGUACAAGCUAGGACUUGUCAGUUUUAUGUAGCACACCUUAGAUCACAUACUGGUCACCCUGGCUAUUUGGCAGAAGGUAACGACCGGGCAGAUCAAGCUUUGAAGAAUGGCAUCUUUUCUUUAUUUUCUGACCCAUUCGAGAGUCAUUCAGUGUUUCAUCAAAAUGCUAAGGUGUUAGCUAAAUCCUUUUCAUUACCAAUUUCUCAAGCUAGGGACAUUGUGUCACAGUGCGCUGUGUGUUCCAAAUCACCCACAGUCAUUCCUUAUGAUGCAGUCAACCCUAGAGGCUUGCAUCCCCUGGCAAUUUGGCAAAUGGAUGUCACCUACACGCCAUCUUUGGCUCCAUUUUCUAAAGUACAUCUCACUGUGGACACUGCCUCUGGUUUUAUUUGGGCCACGCCCUUGAAAGGAGAGACUACUCGUCAUGUUAUUCAACAUUUAAUGCGUUGUUUUGCUGUUAUGGGAAAACCCCAUACUUUGAAAACUGACAAUGGCCCUGCAUAUAUUUCUCAGGCCUUUUCUGAUUUUUGUUCUUUGUGGGAUGUUAGGUUGACUCAUGGUAUUCCAUUCAAUUCUACAGGACAAGCAAUCGUCGAGCGCUCCCACUUGACUUUUAAGACUCUUCUCAACAAGCAAUUGGGAGGCCGCUCGGCUACUGUUUCUGAAAUACCUAAUAUUGUGCAUCAAGUAUUGUUUACCUUAAAUCAUUUGUUGUACCCUCACAAUAAGGAUUUUACGCCUGCUGAACUUCAUUUCAGGAAAGAAGAAGUACUGCAGCGCCCUCUAGUGUCUUACAGGUUGCUUCCAGAUCCACAGUGGAAGGGUCCAACUUCAUUGCUUUCCUGGGGUCGUGGAUUCGCUGCCAUUGACGUGGACGGAGAAACACGAUGGGUUCCAGCUCGGUGCGUUCGACCUUGGCGCUCUUCUGUUGCCUCGUCUUCGCCCAAGGAGACACCAACGCCUUGAAAUCAUAUUCUACGCUGUCUGCCAGUGAUGACCUCCCACCUGACUUCAACCCGCGUUGCAGUUGGAGACAUCGCCAUAUUGAUGCACCCUGGAUAAAGUCGCCUUCUACAGCUGUUCCGGUGUUUCCUGGCACGUCGAAAGGUCAUCUUCGUCCCUACCUCAUUGACCCCCCUUCCCCUGGGAAGUCACCAUGACUACCAAUUACCCUCCGUGGACACUGUGAAGCGCCGCUCUCGUCGUGCUGCUCUUUUGCAGAAGGCUCGUAAGCCUGAACUUUAUCAUCAGAUUUGGACCAACAAUACAUAUGUUAGGGACAUAAAUAAUUUUGCUUCUAUACUUAAUCUUUCCGAAUGUUGGGUGUGUAUGCAUAUUCCUCCUCAAUCAAAAAGAUCUGGCAUAUUAUUGCAUGGUAUUCCUGUAAAUGCUUCAUAUAAGAUUAGUAAUAAUAUGAAAGAUAAUCGUACUAGUUCACCCCCUGUGUUUUUGUCGCUUGUAGAAACAGCGUCUCAUUGUUUUCAUUUCAAUCGUAAUAGUAGUAAAUUUUUAGGUCAUUAUCCAUAUUGUAAUUGGACCUAUGAGUAUGUUAAUGGAUCUUCUUGUUUUCUUAAUGUUACCACUAUGAGUGGUAGGCCAAAAGUUUUAGUUAAUAAUGUCACGACCAACAUGACUUAUGAACAACAGGCUAUGUGUAGAGAUUUUUAUGUUUGGUUUGAUUGGAUGAAGAAAAGCAGCAAAUCUACAUGUUUGCUUCGAUCUGAUUUAUGGUUAUUUUGUGGUACUAGAGCCUACAAAGAAAUCCCCUUUGCCUUUUCUGGAACGUGCACCUUAGGAAUAGUCAUACCCCUGGUCUAUAAACUGGACAAGCUCCCAGUGGUUCGUUUGCGUAACAAAAGGGAAGUGCGAUCACCUAUCUCUCAAUAUACAGGGACAGCCGUCUCUAGAUCUCUCCUGCCCUCUUUAGGUGCAGGCAUGAAUUACCGUGAUUUGCACAAAUUGGCUAAUUGGACUGAAGCCUUGUUUAAUUCUACUAUCUUGGCCUUAAAAUUAAUUAACAAAGAAAUGUCAGAAAUGAGAGAUGUGACUCUUGAAAAUCGUUAUGCUUUAGAUGUAAUCCUUGCUUCCAAAGGUGGAGUUUGUGCUUUAAUUCAUUCCCAUUGUUGUAUGUAUAUAUCUGAUCAAUCGGCCAAUAUUUCUGCUACUAUUGAUUAUAUGGAACAAAUGAUAGCCCAUAAUCCUUUGAAUCCUCCCGAAGGUUUUGAUCCAUGGGAAUGGUUGUCUUCCUGGUUGCCUAAUAGAGUGUGGUUAAGGAAAAUUUUACUAAUUGUAAUUUUGCUUGUUGCAGGAUUUAUUGUGUUGUGUUGCUGCAUUCAAUGCCUACCCUCUUUGUUUGCUCAAUGUAGUACCUGGUGGUAUCGUCCAAGACCUACCACUGGAGUCACAAGAGGAAUUUACAUUGCAAGAUAUCAGCGUUUAGGAAAUGAAACAAAUGAUUCUGAUUAG